CCCCAUAAAAUGUUUAUGGGCCAUUUGAGUGAACAAACUGAUCACGGUGGUUGAUAUUCAUUAUGGCUAGUCUGGUGGUGGUGCAGCACAGACAACCGUCUUCCACCGUCCUCUCUUCUUCUCUCUCCGACUUCAACGGCGCCAGACUUACCUCCUCAGUCCAGUUGAGGAGGAAAGUAUGGCAGCCGAAAGGAGCAUUACGCGUUAGUGCAUCGAGUGCCAAGAAAAUCCUUAUAAUGGGAGGCACUCGGUUCAUUGGCAUAUUCUUGUCCAGACUCCUCGUCAAAGAAGGCCAUCAGGUCACACUUUUCACUAGAGGAAAAGCUCCAAUUGCUCAACAGCUGCCCGGUGAAUCCGAGGCUGAUUUCUCUGAUUUCUCCUCCAAGAUAUUACACUUGAAGGGAGACAGACAAGACUUUGAUUUUGUCAAGACCAGCCUCGCAGCAGAAGGUUUUGAUGUUGUAUAUGACAUCAACGGGCGCGAAGCAGUUGAAGUUGAACCUAUACUUGAUGCUCUACCAAACCUUGAACAGUAUAUAUACUGCUCUUCAGCUGGAGUUUACCUCAAAACUGAUUAUCCUCCACAUUAUGAGGUUGAUGCAGUUGACCCAAAGAGCAGACACAAGGGCAAGCUCGAGACGGAGAGCUUGCUGGCAUCAAGAGAUGUGAACUGGACUUCUAUAAGGCCAGUCUACAUCUAUGGGCCAUUGAACUACAACCCCGUUGAGGAAUGGUUCUUCCACCGCCUGAAAGCAGGCCGUCCCAUCCCUGUCCCCAACUCAGGCAUACAGAUCACACAGCUUGGUCAUGUCAAGGACCUUGCAACCGCCUUCAUCAAGGUGCUUGGCAAUCCGAAUGCAAGCAAGGAAGUGUUCAACAUCUCUGGAGAUAAAUAUGUCACAUUUGAUGGUCUAGCAAGGGCAUGUGCUAAGGCUGGUGGAUUCCCUGAGCCUGAGAUUGUUCACUACAACCCUAAAGAGUUUGAUUUCGGCAAGAAGAAGUCGUUCCCUUUCCGGGACCAGCAUUUCUUUGCAUCGAUUGACAAGGCGAAGAGCUUGCUGGGAUGGACGCCAGAGUUUGAUCUGGUGGAAGGUCUUACAGAUUCCUACAACCUAGACUUUGGCAGAGGGACAUUCAGGAAAGAAGCUGAUUUCUCAACUGAUGACAUUAUUCUGGGAAAGUCUCUUGUUCUUCAGUCCUAGAACAAAACACAAUCUCUUUUUACUCUUGUUGAGUUUUUCUUUCAAUUUUUUGUAUGUUGAGUAUUGAUCUUCUCUGUACAUUUGUGAACACUCAAUCAUAAAUUAAAUCUCAGUAUGAAAAUUUGUUGUUUUCGCACAA
Molecule: messenger RNA, 1341 nt
Organism: Salvia hispanica
Lineage: Eukaryota; Viridiplantae; Streptophyta; Magnoliopsida; Lamiales; Lamiaceae
Product: chloroplast stem-loop binding protein of 41 kDa b, chloroplastic
Biological process (GO): monosaccharide metabolic process
Cellular component (GO): cytosol
Molecular function (GO): UDP-glucose 4-epimerase activity
Source: RefSeq, a predicted model, not a curated record